This is a messenger RNA of Sceloporus undulatus (fence lizard), 3045 nucleotides long. RefSeq names its product otoconin 90 (gene OC90). The coding region runs from base 47 to 1798 and encodes 583 amino acids. Gene Ontology annotation, cellular component: extracellular matrix. NCBI's taxonomy places the organism in Eukaryota, Metazoa, Chordata, Lepidosauria, Squamata, Phrynosomatidae. Gene Ontology annotation, biological process: arachidonate secretion; lipid catabolic process; phospholipid metabolic process. Gene Ontology annotation, molecular function: calcium ion binding; phospholipid binding. The record is from RefSeq and is a predicted model, not a curated record. The transcript has 19 exons.
UCCUUCCUUUGGGCCAUAUUCCGCAAGGAAAGAUUUCUGCAAAAGGAUGAUGUUAAUCCUACUGGUGAAUGUGUUGAUGACAUUGCAUAGUAGUGGAGGUCAAGGACCAGAGACACCAGCAAUAUCAAUGGAUCUGCCACAUGUGACAGAAAGGAACUUAAAUAACAUUACAUUCUUCAAUGGAGUCUUUGCAGACGUGGAAAGUGUUGCCCUGUAUUUUGACUGUUUAGGUUCUCACUUCACCUGGCUCCAGGCUAUAUUCACAAACUUUCCUGUACUGCUCAACUUUGUGAACAAAAUGAAGUGUGUUACUGGCAUUUGUCCCAGAGAUUUCGAAGACUAUGGUUGUGCCUGUCGAUUUGAGAUGGAAGGCCUCCCUGCAGAUGAAGUAGAUAGUUGCUGUUUCCAACACCGGAAGUGUUAUGAAGAGGCAACUGAUGAAGAAUGUAUGUGGGAUCCUGCCAAGAUUACUAUGGAUGUCAGCUGUCUCACAAAAAAUCUCACCUGUGAGUCUGAAGAUUCCUGUGAGCUCUUUCUCUGCAACUGUGACAAAGCUGCUAUUGAAUGCUUUUUGCAUUCCCGAAUUAACGCUUCCAUGAACAGCUUGGAUGUUUCGCUCUGUCCGUCUCUGGUUACAGAAACACCUAGUGAGAACAGUCAGACAACAGCUCAAGUUUCGGAGUUUCAACAGAGGGCUGAAGAUACACGGCUGACAGAUACAUCUGUGGCAGAGGUGAUUCCACCACCCACCAGUGGAACAAUUGUAAAGAUGUCUGUUACAGAAUUUACUUCCCAUUUGGAGAAAGACAGAAGUCUUGGGACCCACAGAGGAGGAGAUAUUCCUUCAGAGAUUAGUGACCUGCUGGUGAAGGACCUGGAAGAGGGAGUUACUCCACACAUGGAGAAUGGUGGAGGUUCAGAAAGCCUCACAGAAGGAGUAAAAUCCCAGGAUGGCACAGCUGCUACUUUGGAAAAUUCCAUGUCAGGAGGUCCAUCUGAAGAAGCUUUCUUCACAGGGGGAACCCCUUCUGCUUCAUCUCAUAAGAGCGCCAAUGAGUCUGAGUUGGUGCCAACUUCAGAUUUUCCAGAGCGAUCAACAGAUCAUGGGAAUCAUUUCAAAAUUGUUGGAGAGGAAGGUACAACAUUUUCCACCGUGGCUCCAGAAGAGACACCAGAUCCCGAGGAACCCUUUGGAGAAGUUUGUGACCGCUUCACCUUUCUGCAACUGAGAGACAAUGGAAGAGUCAAGAGGGUUUUGCCACAGUUAGGCGAGAUGCUUUAUUGCUUAACCGAUCGAUGCCCAGAGGAGUUUGAAUUAUAUGGCUGUUACUGUGGCCAGGAAGGUAGAGGCCAGCCAACGGAUGAUCUGGACAGAUGCUGCUUCUCUCACCAUUGCUGCUUGGAGCAAGUUAAGAAGCUGGGAUGCCAUCCAGAAAGAAAUUCCAGAUCUGAAGUUGUCUGUUUCGAUCACACACCGAAGUGCAUUGGAUGGACCAUGUGUGAAAAGCUUCUGUGUUCCUGUGAUAAGGCAGCUGCCGAGUGCAUGGCUGCAGCUUCUUUCAACGAAAGCUUCAGCUCUCCAAACAGACAUGCUUGCCAAGAGGACAAAUUGUUUUGCCGCAGGAGUGGGCACGAAAGGCCCCCGAGUGGCACUGGGAUUGGCGCCAGAACCUCUAGUGAGGAAGAGAGUAGUAGUGAGGAGGCAGCGCCAGCAACGAGCAUUUUGAGAAGGGGAAAGAGAGCAGUACGCCCAGAAGCAAGGGGAAACUCCAGACCAUCACUGCUACAAACCAGAUAAUCUCAUGUCACUGCUCAGCAGAGAAUCUACCAGGAAUAUUAAACAACAAACGACUAAUGUGAUAUUCAAAGUUAGAAUGUAACAGAAAGUGAUAUGGCAGAUCUGUAAUAUUAUUCCUAGGGUUUUGUAGUGACUUUAAAAAAAAUUUUCUUCAUAAGAGAGAAUAUAUAUAAAAUGUCUUAAUAAGAGAGAAUAUAUAUAAAAUGCUAUAUAGAUGGCAUUUAACGCCAUACAAAAUAUCUAAAAUGUAUAACCAAAAUAGUAAUAAGUGUUGGAAAUGUAAAGUGGAAGUAGGAACUUAUUUACACUGUUGGUGGCGCUGUAAAAAAGUAGAACAAUAUUGGAAGGAUAUACAUAGAGAAAUCAGGAAAAUAAUAGAAUGGACCGGGAAACCAGACCCGAAACUGUAUCUUUUAAACAUCUCGGAUACUUUGAAUAUAGAUGAUAACAGAGACAGUUUACUGUCCUCCCUGAUCGUUGCGGCGAGAAUGAUAUUGGCUCGAUAUUGGAAAAAAGAAGAAAUACCGAAAUUGGAAGAAUGGAAACUGAAAGUGAUGGAGAUAUGUGAAAUGGAAAAAUUGACAGCAUUGAUGUGUAAAAAUAAAAAUACUAUUAAGAAUUUUAACGAUAUCUGGAGGCCAUGGAAAAAAUAUAUACAGGAAGAAGAAGGGAUAAUAGAGUAGAGACAAUAUGAAACAGAAGGCGCUUACACUUAAAGAAGGGAGGAGAUGUGAAGGGAGUGGAGAUAAAAAUGUGGAUAUAUAAAAGAUAAGCUAAGGUAUAUGUAGGAGAUUUAAUACAUAGGAGAUAACGGAUGAAAUAUGUAACAAUUAAAAAAAGAGUUAGUUAGAAAUGUUGGAAAGGUCAACCGUAGUUUUUGGGGAAAUUUAGCCUGAGGAAGUGAUUUUAGAGGAUAUAUACUGAUCAAGUUUGAUAGCUAGAAUAAUAGGAAAUAUGUGUUAAGAGAAUAGAUAGGUAUAUUUAAUGAGUAGUUAUUUCAUCUUUAUGAUAGAUUUUAAUAUUUAUGUCUUAUGAUUUGUUACAAUUUUUGUAAGUCUUGUAAGUGUGAAAAUCUUAAUAAAUAAAAAUAAAAAUAAAAAUUUCAAUACAGCAGCUGUAGGAGAGGUAAGGUGAGAGACAAUUUGGAUUAGGCCUCUCUCUGUGGCAUUUGCCAGAGGACAAGCCAUUCAACUCAUGCAUUGCAAAGCUAUUUAAUGUGCAAAUUUGUCAGGGCAGGGGGCAACCUU